CCUCUACUUCUAGGUACUAGAUCUGCUGCCACCAUCACCAUUCCCACCACCACCGUCGCUACUUCAGACAGUACGGCUACAUUUCGACUUUUGCCCAGUCCUCCAUAAGUACGGCAAGCCGAUCAAAUGGUCGAGCGAUCGUGAAUCGUGAAUGGUGGAUGGCGGGUCUUGGGCCUCGUGGCCCACGUGGGUCGUGUCGUCAAGUUCGAAGCGGCACACCGUCGUCUCCACACUCACUUCGAGAUCUCAGACCUUUUAGACUCUCUUUUUAUUCUCUCGUGGUUCUUGUCCUGAGGAGGAAGUGCAUUCGAGAAGUCUCGCUUUCGAGUUUCGAGUUUCGAUCCUCGAAUUGACGCAGAUCAUCGCCCUUCACAAAUCGGACCUGAAAUACUCUCUUCGGGAGAACAGAAGCCAAUUCCAAGAGAGGCGUUUCAAUUGCUUCGUCAUUCAGUGCUAGUGACCUUCUCCCUACCUCUUUGGAAAUCUUGUUUGGAAUUAAGAUGGCUCUCAAACUACGAUUAACGGUCGGGUUCGCCUUGAUUCUGGCAGUCACGGCUGAUCACGCCUCGGUCUUGCUUUCCAAUAGUGUCUCUGUUCCGGUCUCGACCUCUUACAAUGCGGCCGAUUCGUUUGCGUCACCUUCAUCUUCUUCCUCGGCGUCCUCGUCGUACUCUUCAUCCGAUCAAAGUGGAAGUUAUACCGUGGAAGAAGAAAGUCAACCGGUUGUUAACACUUACUCGAUUUCAUCCACCGAUACAAAAACAACGAAGACUGAAUCAGCCCCGUCCGUGUCUGGAACUCCCUUCAGCGGAAAUCUCUAUUACUAUUAUCCCGUGGCUGCUUAUCCCAUUGCCGAUCCUAUUUCUAAUAAGGAUUCUGCCUCCUCAUAUGGAAACAAUUACGUCCAAACUGAGGACUCCAAUCUUAGUCCCUUGAUCUAUCUACUCGUGCCAUUGGUCAUUCUGAUCGUGGCGAUUCCCUUUUUGGCGCUCUUGGGAGUGAAUGUGACCGGGUCUAGGCAGUUCCUGUCGGGGCGAUCCAAGGAUCUCGAUGAAAAGUUCGGCUCAUUCAGCGAUCUUCAGCGUGAGAUUGAUGUUCUGUUGGAAAAAUAUGUGAAUGCUCUGGAGUCGUACCAAUGCAAGGACCGGAUCGUUUGCGAACUGGGAGUCAGAGCCCAAGGCCUCACCGGCAAAGAGAUGUUUUUCAGCAUCGUUGGGUGGCUGGCUCCGGAGCACUCAAUUCUCGUGAUGGCAGAUUAGAUCUGCUCCGUGAUGCUGCUACUAAGGAUUUCACAAUGGAAUCCUGCAGCAGGCCUACGAAUGUCACCCUCCGGCCAUCGUCCAAGAGGGGCUCACGAAAGAGACCAUAAUGUCUCACUUAGCACCUUCCAAUUCUCCAUAAUAAUGCCUAACAAACAAAAACAGCUAAAACAGAAGCAAAUAUCAUCAAUGCCUAGGAAAACAAUUCAUUAAAUGUUAAUAAAACACUGAUGCUCA
Messenger RNA from Tigriopus californicus, 1496 nucleotides. RefSeq lists its product as uncharacterized. The transcript is spliced from 3 exons. The record is from RefSeq and is a predicted model, not a curated record. Bases 501 to 1259 code for a protein of 252 amino acids. NCBI's taxonomy places the organism in Eukaryota, Metazoa, Arthropoda, Copepoda, Harpacticoida, Harpacticidae.